This is a messenger RNA of Hirundo rustica (Barn swallow), 1548 nucleotides long. It is a transcript of the gene TMEM51, whose product is annotated as transmembrane protein 51. The transcript is spliced from 2 exons. The coding region runs from base 68 to 826 and encodes 252 amino acids. The record is from RefSeq and is a predicted model, not a curated record. Lineage: Eukaryota; Metazoa; Chordata; Aves; Passeriformes; Hirundinidae.
AUGCCAGCAGGGCUGCAGCCCCCCGAGCCAUGCGGUGACGUGGGGACAGCCCGGCGCCGCAGCAGCCAUGGCCCAGUCCCGGGCCAACGGGUCCCACUACGCCCUGACGGCCAUCGGGCUGGGCAUGCUGGUCCUGGGCAUCAUCAUGGCCGUGUGGAACCUCGUGCCCGGCUUCGGCCCCGCCGACAAACCCGGCGGCCAGGCCGGCAACAGCAGCAAGCCGGACCGCGGCUCCGGGGGCAUCCUGAAGAGCAAGACCUUCUCGGUGGCCUACGUGCUGGUGGGGGCAGGAUUGCUGCUGCUGCUGCUCUCCCUCUGCCUCAACAUCCGCGACAAGAAGAGGCAGAGCGAGGAGCUCGCCGUCGCCCACGUGCAGCGCCAGGUGUCUGCGGAGCCCUCGCAGCAGGAGGACAGCCAAGAAGAGGAUGAAGACGCCUCUUCCCAAUACUACGUGCCCAGCUACGAGGAGGUGAUGAACACGGGCUACCAUGAGCCCAGAGACUCGGACAGGAGCAACAGGCUCAGCGUCUCCCUGCCCUCCUACGAGUCCUUGGCAGGGCUGGGCGAGAGCAGCCAGGCGCCGGGAGCGGCGGGCGCGGAGCCCGGCACGGAGAGGCCGCCCAGCCGGCACAGCUCCCGCCUCAGCAAGCGCCUCAAGCCCCUCAAGGUCCGCAGGAUCAAGUCAGAGAAGCUGCACCUGAAGGACAUCAGGCUAAACCUGGCGCAGGGCAACAGCAGUGUCCCCAUCACGAUAGAGCCCCUCACCCCUCCGCCCAAGUACGAGGAGAUCCAGGAGAAAAUGCCAGUGAGCCAGCAAAUGCCUUAAAAAAAAAAAAAAACAGAGGAAUCUGUGAUGCUGCUUGGUUGAGGGUUUUCUAAAACUCACCAUGCCAAGAGGGGCUUGGUGUGUGGGUGCAGAAGCAGCCAGGGCUCCCUGGAAGCUGCCACGUGGAGGAUGUGCUGUGGCACAAGGACGGGACUUGUUUUCCCUGGGACUGGGUUUUGCAAAAGACUGUGGGGAAGGAAACCUGAACACCACAAGUUCUGCUGCUGUGAAUUAAAUGAAGGCUGGACGUGCCAAAACUCUCACUUGUGGUGUUUGAUACGAGACCACCCAGUGCAUCCUCUCAUCUCCUCUCCCCCUUGCUUCCAGCAAGACUCUUCCAAGCCACCAAACUGAUAUUGCAGAAGGAUUUUCCAAGUGGAAAAGCGAAAUGUUUCUUUUUUUGGGGUGUCUUUUCUUUCUGAGGAAGGGGAAGCGCGUUGCCAGGGCAGCACCACGGCUUUCCCUGGCUCCCAAGUGGGCUGGGCUGGUGGCCCGGAGCCAGCCCCGACUCCUGCCAAGGUCUCUUCUGGCUGGUGGGAAGCAGCUGAAAGGAGCUUCCUGCUCCUCAGGGAGAGGAUGGAUUUCUUAGCCCUGUUGCUUUCCCUGUUGUGUUUUGUGCUCCAUUCGAGGCAAGCGGGUGACUCUGGGGGGUUGAGAGCUGCGUGCACCAGUGCCAGGGGUGAAACCACUGCUGAGCAUCCUGUGCAGGCAGACUGGUCUGA